AUGUCGCAUAGUAGCUGGAAAAAAAUUAAAAGAAGUGGUACAUUUUACAGAAAACUUAAAAGUAAAUAUCAUGAAAUCGUAAGUGACCCACAGAUAGAAAGCACUAAUGGCUCUAACAAUCAUUCAGAGACCUUGGAGAUUAGCAAUCCAAAUGACCAUAUAAUUAAUUGCGUUUCUCAUCAGACAAUAGCACUGAACGAUGUUGACCGGGAAGCUGAAAUAGAAAAUUGGAUUACCGAAUUAGAUUCUGAUCCCGGCGAUGAACAACAUUCUGCAAGCAGUUUGUGCGAGAUAGAAAAAAAUGCAAAGCUAAGAGAAGACAUUCGGUCAUGGGCAGUAUCAAAUAAUAUUCCCCAUUUAUCCCAAAAGAAGCUUUUUGCUAUAAUUAAUGAACGCAUACCAAGUGGUAUGUGAAUAACAAUAAACAAACACCAACUAUUUUAGGUUAGGAAAACUGGAGGGAAAACUUGCUUUGUAUAGGCC
This is a messenger RNA of Brassicogethes aeneus, 483 nucleotides long. Lineage: Eukaryota; Metazoa; Arthropoda; Insecta; Coleoptera; Nitidulidae. The record is from the annotation of a GenBank genome assembly.